AUGGCCCGCCUGACGGAGAGCGAGGCGCGCCGGCAGCAGCAGCAGCUCCUGCAGCCGCGGCCCUCGCCCGUGGGCAGCAGCGGGCCCGAGCCCCCCGGGGGGCAGCCCGACGGCACGAAGGACCUGGACGCCAUCAAGCUGUUCGUGGGCCAGAUCCCGCGCAACCUGGACGAGAAGGAUCUCAAGCCGCUCUUCGAGCAGUUCGGCCGCAUCUAUGAGCUCACGGUGCUCAAAGACCCCUACACGGGCAUGCACAAAGGCUGUGCCUUUCUCACCUACUGUGCCAGGGACUCCGCCAUCAAAGCUCAGACUGCCCUGCACGAACAGAAGACCUUGCCCGGGAUGGCGCGGCCAAUCCAGGUGAAGCCUGCGGACAGCGAAAGCCGUGGAGGUAGGGACCGGAAGCUGUUUGUGGGGAUGCUGAACAAGCAGCAGUCAGAGGAGGACGUGCUGCGGCUGUUCCAGCCCUUCGGGGUCAUCGACGAGUGCACCGUGCUCCGGGGACCUGACGGCAGCAGCAAAGGCUGUGCCUUCGUGAAGUUCUCCUCCCACACCGAGGCUCAGGCGGCCAUACACGCCCUGCACGGCAGCCAGACCAUGCCGGGUGCCUCCUCCAGCCUGGUGGUCAAGUUUGCCGACACAGACAAGGAGCGGACGCUGAGGCGCAUGCAGCAGAUGGUGGGCCAGCUGGGCAUCCUGACUCCGUCCCUCACCCUGCCCUUCAGCCCCUACAGUGCCUACGCCCAGGCUCUCAUGCAACAGCAGACGACGGUCCUGUCCACAUCAGGCAGCUACCUGAGCCCCGGCGUGACCUUCUCACCCUGCCACAUCCAGCAGAUUGGCGCUGUCAGCCUUAACGGGCUGCCUGCCACACCCAUCGCCCCUGCCUCUGGACUGCAUUCGCCCCCGCUGCUCGGCACCGCCACCGUGCCCGGCCUCGUGGCCCCCAUCACCAACGGCUUUGCAGGUGUCGUGCCCUUCCCUGGCGGGCACCCUGCCCUAGAAACCGUAUAUGCCAAUGGCCUUGUGCCCUACCCAGCUCAGAGUCCGACGGUAGCCGAGACCCUCCAUCCUGCCUUCUCUGGAGUCCAGCAGUACACAGCCAUGUACCCUACCGCGGCCAUCACGCCCAUCGCGCACAGCGUCCCCCAGCCGCCGCCCCUCCUGCAGCAGCAGCAGCGAGAAGGUCCCGAAGGCUGUAACCUGUUUAUCUACCACCUCCCCCAGGAGUUUGGAGACACGGAGCUGACGCAGAUGUUCCUGCCUUUCGGCAAUAUCAUCUCCUCCAAGGUGUUUAUGGAUCGGGCCACCAACCAGAGCAAAUGUUUUGGCUUCGUGAGCUUUGACAACCCGGCCAGCGCGCAGACUGCCAUCCAGGCCAUGAAUGGCUUUCAGAUCGGCAUGAAGAGGCUCAAAGUGCAGCUGAAGCGGCCCAAAGACCCGGGACACCCCUACUGA
Budorcas taxicolor (takin) is the source of this 1458-nucleotide messenger RNA. It is a transcript of the gene CELF5, whose product is annotated as CUGBP Elav-like family member 5. Gene Ontology annotation, biological process: regulation of alternative mRNA splicing, via spliceosome; mRNA splice site recognition. Bases 1 to 1458 code for a protein of 485 amino acids. NCBI's taxonomy places the organism in Eukaryota, Metazoa, Chordata, Mammalia, Artiodactyla, Bovidae. The transcript has 12 exons. Gene Ontology annotation, cellular component: nucleus; ribonucleoprotein complex; cytoplasm. The record is from RefSeq and is a predicted model, not a curated record. Gene Ontology annotation, molecular function: mRNA binding.